UAUGUUGCUUUAGCGUAUGGGAACACCUAUCCAAACCAAGUUAGUUGUUUUCUAUUUUUCUUCCUCUUUCCAUAAUUCCAUCCAUGCGUUGAAGCGCGAAGCCGCGAAGAGCAGCUCUCUCUCUCUCUCUCUCUCACACACACACACACACACACAAGCGCGAUCUGGUUAUUGAAGCCUCUGUGUCGAACUGUUUGAUUAAGAGCCAACAGCUCAAGGAAGAAAUGGACGGUGUCGAUCAUUCAACACUUGCUCGAGGCCGCUUGGCGGUGCUCUCAGCUCACCUCUCAGCUUCAUUUGAUCAAUCCGGCGCCGGAAUUCUGGAAUCCUCUGGCUGUUCCGCCGUCGUGGCACCGCCGCCGUAUCUGAAGGGAUCGUUAACUCUAAUUGAUGAGCGUACUGGCAACAAGUACCAGGUUCAGGUCUCCGAGGAAGGCACCGUCAAAGCCACCGACCUCAAAAAGAUAACCACCGGAAAGAAUGACAAGGGGCUCAAGCUUUAUGAUCCAGGAUACCUUAACACUGCCCCAGUGCGGUCAUCGAUCUGCUAUAUUGAUGGAGAUGAAGGGAUUCUUAGAUACAGGGGUUAUCCGAUUGAGGAGCUGGCUGAGGGGAGUUCCUUUCUGGAAGUGGCUUAUCUUUUGAUGUAUGGAAAUUUACCAUCUGAAGGUCAGUUGGCAGAUUGGGAGUUUUCCAUCUCACAGCAUUCAGCUGUUCCUCAAGGAGUAUUGGACAUCAUACAAGCAAUGCCCCAUGAUGCUCACCCAAUGGGUGUUCUUGUUAGUGCUAUGAGUGCCCUUUCAGUCUUUCAUCCAGACGCAAAUCCAGCUUUACGAGGCCAAGAUAUAUACAAGUCUAAGCAAGUGAGAGACAAACAAAUUGUCCGCAUACUUGGGAAGGCUCCAACAAUUGCUGCAGCUGCUUAUUUGAGAAUGGCAGGGAGGCCACCUGUCCUUCCGUCCAGCAACCUCUCAUACUCAGAGAACUUCUUAUAUAUGCUUGAUUCAUUGGGCAAUAGGUCUUAUAAACCAAAUCCUCGGCUUGCUCGUACAUUGGAUAUUCUUUUCAUAUUACAUGCAGAACAUGAGAUGAAUUGCUCCACUGCAGCUGCAAGGCACCUUGCUUCAAGUGGUGUUGAUGUGUAUACAGCCCUUGCUGGUGCAGUUGGAGCUCUCUAUGGUCCUCUUCAUGGUGGAGCAAAUGAGGCUGUGCUUAAGAUGUUGAGUGAUAUUGGAAGCGUAGAGAAUAUUCCUGAUUUCAUCGAAGGUGUAAAGAACAGGAAGCGUAAGAUGUCUGGUUUUGGGCACCGUGUUUAUAAGAACUAUGAUCCGCGAGCGAAGGUCAUCAAGAAACUUGCCGAGGAAGUAUUUUCAAUUGUUGGCAGGGAUCCUCUUAUAGAGGUGGCCAUAGCCUUGGAAAAAGCUGCACUAUCUGAUGAGUACUUUGUGAAGAGGAAGUUGUAUCCUAAUGUUGACUUUUAUUCUGGCUUAAUAUACAGGGCUAUGGGUUUCCCAACCGAGUUUUUUCCUGUUUUGUUUGCAAUUCCUCGAAUGGCUGGCUAUCUAUCUCAUUGGCGAGAGUCCCUGGAUGAUCCUGAUACAAAGAUAAUGAGACCAGCACAGGUGUACACUGGCGUCUGGCUACGGCAAUACAUGCCAUUACAAGAACGGAAGAUUUCCAGAGAAGAAGAUAAACUUGGUCAGGUGGCAGUCUCCAACGCAACGAGGAGGCGUUUGGCUGGUUCUGGAGCAUAGUCUUUUAAAACUCUGCAUCAGAUAGUCUGUUUUCUCACUGGUAGAAAUAAGUAUCGAUCUUACAGGAUCGUUGUGUUUUUCAUCACCGGUCGGUUGAAGUCAUCUUUGGUGUGAUAUCUAUAAAGCAUUUCACAACAAAAAACUGUAGCAGUACUCUUGCUAAGAAUUUUUUUAUUAUCAAAUAAUAGUCACCAAAAUUAUGGACCA
This is a messenger RNA of Salvia miltiorrhiza (redroot sage), 1961 nucleotides long. RefSeq names its product citrate synthase, glyoxysomal-like. Gene Ontology annotation, cellular component: mitochondrial matrix. The coding region runs from base 225 to 1754 and encodes 509 amino acids. The record is from RefSeq and is a predicted model, not a curated record. Gene Ontology annotation, biological process: tricarboxylic acid cycle; carbohydrate metabolic process. NCBI's taxonomy places the organism in Eukaryota, Viridiplantae, Streptophyta, Magnoliopsida, Lamiales, Lamiaceae. The transcript has 13 exons.